AACAUUCUUAUUAUAGGCUGCUCCAUCGCUGGCCCAGCCCUGGCGACCUGCUUGCUCCUAUCCGACCUCCCCGCCGAUCAGCAACCGCAUAUCACCGUCCUCGAGCGCUCGCCGGGCUUGCGGACAGAAGGCCAGAAUAUCGACAUCCGUGGGGCCGGGAUCACUAUCAUCCGCCGCCUAGGGAUUGAGAAGCAGAUCAAAGCAAGGACAACGGGGGAGGAGGGCGUGCGUCUGGUGGAUAUGCAGAACCGAAUCUGGGCUCAAUUCUCGGCUGACAAGAGCGGCAAGAUGUCGACGCCCACUGCUGACGUGGAGAUCUUGAGGGGAACACUUGCAGAGAUCCUGUACCAAAGGGCGAGGACGGGGAUUGAGUUCAUUUGGGGUGACCAUCUGGACAGUAUCGAGCAGGAUGGGGACAAGGUGGAUGUUCACUUCGCCAAAAGCGGCCAGCGGCGGAGGUUUGACCUCGUUGUUGGCGCUGACGGGCUUCAGAGCACAACGAGGGGCAUGGUUUGGGGCCAGCAUGCUGAUCGUGUGGUGAAGAAGCUCGCUGGUGGUGUGUAUGGUGCCUUUUUCAGCAUGGCAGCUGGGCAGAAUGAUACCAUGUGGCGGAGGUGGUUUCAUGCACCUGGGCGAAGAGGUGUGAUGGUCCGGCCGGAUGAACAAAGGGACAGGGUGACGGUGUUUAUGACCCUCAUCAAUGAUACCGACGAGAGGCUCUCUGUGGUUGCUACUAAUAGACGCGAGGAGGUCCAGGCGCAGAAGCAGCUGAUGAAGGAGUUCUUCCAAGAUGCCGGCUGGGAGUGUGACAGGAUAGUGGACGGGAUGAUGAAGACGAAGGACUUCUAUUAUGAUAUGAUCGCGCAGGUUAAGAUGGACAACUGGAGUAAAGGUCGUGUAGCUCUACUAGGUGAUGCGGGAUAUUGUGCGAGCCCCUUCUCAGGGAUGGGUACCACGCUCGGCCUGACAGGCGCAUGGAAUCUCGCGGGCGCUAUCCUGCAACACCCAAACGACCACGGCCGCGCUUUUGCACAGUACGAGGAGAAAAUGCGACCCACUGUCGAGCUUGCACACAAGCUUGCGCCUGGCAUGCCCAAUGCCCUUCAUCCGCAGACUUCCUGGGGCGUUUGGAUCCUCAAC
Cryphonectria parasitica EP155 is the source of this 1140-nucleotide messenger RNA. RefSeq names its product FAD/NAD(P)-binding domain-containing protein. Gene Ontology annotation, molecular function: FAD binding. The transcript is spliced from 3 exons. Lineage: Eukaryota; Fungi; Ascomycota; Sordariomycetes; Diaporthales; Cryphonectriaceae. The annotation marks the transcript as partial. The record is from RefSeq and is a predicted model, not a curated record.